AUGACCUCCUCGACUGUAGUGUUGGGCGCCGGCAUCAUUGGUGCGUCCACGGCGUAUUAUCUGGGCCAGCAUCAGACUCCAUCUUCAAUCCACAUCGUGGACCCUUCGCCGGAGCUCUUUGAGUCGGCGUCGGGGUAUGCAGGCGGGUUUCUCGCCCGAGACUGGUUCUCAUCCCAGACCUCGGGACUCGGUGCUCUCAGCUUUGAUGAACACCGGAAGCUCGCCGAGGCCGAGGACGGAGGGCAGAAAUGGGGGUAUAUGCGUAGCACGCCCAUCAGCUUCAGUCCUGGAACAAUGAAAGGCCAGACGGUUGUUGCUGCAGGCAGGGCCGAAGCUGCCAGCAGGACUGGGGGCAAUGGCGUUGCACCACCUUGGUUAUACCAAGGCGACGGCGGGAGAGCUGAGGCUAUUGGUGAAGAGGGGACUGUUGCACAAGUAGACCCUUUACAACUGUCCCGAUUUCUUCUUCAAAAGUGCCUCGAAUCUGGUGUAAAAUUACACCACCCGGCCAAGGCCACUUCAGUCAUGACGGAUACGCGCAAUGAGAUAUCGAGCGUGCGCAUCAUGGACACCAGAUCGGGCACGGAAUCCGAUAUCCCAUGCACGAACAUAGUUAUUACGGCCGGAGCAUGGUCACCUCAGGUCUUUGCGGCUCUAUUUCCUCGGUCACAGCUCAAGCUUCCUAUAUCGAGCCUCGCCGGUCACUCGCUCGUCAUACAGUCUCCGCGUUGGACGGCCGGGUACGAAGCACAAGCUGGAUGCCACGCUGUUUUUGUGUCGGGUGGCUCUGGUUACUCACCUGAGAUAUUUUCCCGCGCCGGCGGCCACAUUUACAUUGCAGGCCUAAACUCGGCAACAGAACCUCUACCACUUCUGGCGACAGAUUCAAGGUCCGGUAUCUCCAAGUCCGCGAUUGCGCAACUUAGAGCAACGGCGUGUGAGAUAUUGGGACGCGGACAAAUAGAGAUCGUCAGAGAAGGGCUUUGUUUUCGCCCGACGACAAGUAGCGGAUCGCCCAUUAUAGGCAGGAUUCCGGACACGCGUCUAGGUGAGGGCGUCACUACACGGCCAGGCGCAGACGGCGGUGUCUAUCUUGCUGCAGGCCAUGGACCUUGGGGAAUUAGCCUGAGUCUUGGCACUGGGAGAGUGUUGGCAGAGAUGAUUCAGGGGCGGAAGUUGAGCGCCGAUAUCUCGAUGCUGGGACUAUAA
Molecule: messenger RNA, 1209 nt
Organism: Pestalotiopsis fici W106-1
Lineage: Eukaryota; Fungi; Ascomycota; Sordariomycetes; Amphisphaeriales; Sporocadaceae
Exons: 3
Coding region: 1-1209 (402 amino acids)
Biological process (GO): retrograde transport, endosome to Golgi
Cellular component (GO): late endosome; cytoplasm
Molecular function (GO): oxidoreductase activity
Source: RefSeq, a predicted model, not a curated record